This is a messenger RNA of Oryza brachyantha (malo sina), 1988 nucleotides long. Its product is annotated as pentatricopeptide repeat-containing protein At2g02980, chloroplastic. NCBI's taxonomy places the organism in Eukaryota, Viridiplantae, Streptophyta, Magnoliopsida, Poales, Poaceae. The transcript has a single exon. The record is from RefSeq and is a predicted model, not a curated record. The coding region runs from base 46 to 1851 and encodes 601 amino acids. Gene Ontology annotation, molecular function: RNA binding; zinc ion binding; protein binding. Gene Ontology annotation, biological process: RNA modification.
UCUUCUCAGGUUCUCCGCUCCUCUCGUCCUCACGCCAGUGCGGCCAUGUCGUCGUCGCCUCUAACCGCCACGCCUUCCCCUCUCCUUCCCGCCAAAUCCAAGAAGCCGCCAUCUCCGCACCCGCUCCUCUCCUACCUCCCGCACUGCACCACCCUCCGGGCGCUCGCGCAGCUCCACGCCGCCGCCGUCAAGGCCGGCCUCCAGGCGCACCCGGCCUUCGUCACCAGGCUCCUCACGCUCUGCACGGACCAGGGGGCCGCCACCCGCGCGCACCUCGCCUACGCCCGCCAGGUGUUCGAUAGAAUCCCCCACCCGGGGGACGUGGUCUGGUACAACACGCUGCUGCGCGGGUACGCGCGCGGGGGCGGAGCCGGGGAGGCCGCGCGGGUGUUCGUCCGGAUGAUGGAGGAAGGCGUUGCGCCGGACACGUACACGUUCGUGUCGCUGCUCAAGGCGUGCGCGGCGGCGCGCGCGGGGGAGGAGGGGCGUCAGGCGCACGGCGUGGCGGUCAAGGCCGGCGCCGCGGAGCAUGAGUACGUCGUGCCCACGCUGAUCAACAUGUACGCCGAGUGCGGGGACGCGCGCGCCGCGCGCGUGAUGUUCGACCGGAUGGACGGGGAGUGCGUCGUCUCGUACAAUGCCAUGAUCACCGCGGCAGUUAGGAGCAGCCGGCCUGGGGAGGCGCUGGUGCUGUUCCGGGAGAUGCAGGCCAAAGGGCUCAAGCCGACGUCCGUGACACUGAUUAGUGUGCUCUCAGCGUGCGGAUUGCUCGGAGCUCUCGAGCUUGGGAGGUGGAUCCAUGAGUAUAUCAGGAAGAUAAGGCUUGAUUCCCUCGUGAAAGUCAACACCGCGCUGAUCGACAUGUAUGCAAAGUGUGGGAGCUUGGAGGAUGCCAUUGGUGUGUUCCAGGAUAUGGAAUCAAGGGAUAAACAAGCUUGGUCUGUGAUGAUCGUGGCAUAUGCCAACCAUGGCUAUGGCAGAGAGGCCAUUUCGAUGUUUGAAGAAAUGAAGAAACAAGGUAUAAAACCUGAUGAUGUUACGUUCCUAGGAGUGCUCUAUGCCUGCAGCCACUCUGGUAUGGUGAGCGAAGGGCUCCAAUACUUUGACAGCAUGCAGGAACAUGGCAUUGUUCCAGGGAUCAAGCACUAUGGUUGUGUGACUGAUUUGCUAGCUCGAUCAGGUCAGCUUGAAAGGGCUUACAACUUCAUUGAUGAAUUGCCAAUAAAACCAACUGCCAUCUUAUGGAGGACGCUGCUUUCUGCUUGUGGGGGGCAUGGAGAUGUUGAUAUGGGAAAACGUGUCUUUGAGAGGAUUAUGGAGCUGGAUGAUUCUCAUGGUGGUGACUAUGUAAUAUUCUCAAAUUUGUGUGCCAACACUGGGAGAUGGGAAGAAAUGAAUAUGGUAAGGAAGCUGAUGAGUGAGAAAGGGGUGGUAAAGGUUCCAGGGUGUAGCUCAAUUGAGAUAGAUAACAUGGUUCAUGAGUUCUUCUCAGGAGAUGGAAGGCAUCCACACUCACAGGAGGCACGCAGAAUGGUUGACGAAGUUAUUGAGCAGCUAAAACUUGUUGGUUACGUCCCUAAUACUUCACAUGUGUUUCAUGUUGAAAUGGGUGAGGAAGAGAAAGCAACAAGCCUAAGAUACCACAGUGAGAAGCUGGCAAUUUCAUUUGGGCUUCUAAAUACAUCACCGGGAAGUACCCUGCGCAUUGUUAAGAAUCUUCGUGUUUGUCCAGAUUGCCAUUCAAUGGCAAAGUUUGUCUCUAUGGUCUUUAACAGGCGAAUCAUACUCAGAGAUCUUAAUCGUUUCCACCACUUUGAGGACGGGGUUUGCUCUUGUGGUGACUACUGGUAGAGUUAGGGAACAUAACUUUUGUAGCAAAAUGCCCUAUCCUUCCAGUAACACAAAGACCUUAUCCAUUCAGGUACGAUUAACUUUUAUGCCCAUGAUAACGAUUGUAGAUUCAUUUUCCAAACAUUUAUGGUAUUGAG